Messenger RNA from Bipolaris sorokiniana ND90Pr, 1612 nucleotides. RefSeq lists its product as uncharacterized. The coding region runs from base 447 to 1511 and encodes 354 amino acids. Gene Ontology annotation, cellular component: Golgi apparatus; TRAPP complex. Gene Ontology annotation, molecular function: protein binding. The transcript has a single exon. The record is from RefSeq and is a predicted model, not a curated record. Lineage: Eukaryota; Fungi; Ascomycota; Dothideomycetes; Pleosporales; Pleosporaceae.
GCUCACUUCCACCUCCACCUCCACCAAGACAAAGACCAAGACAAGACCCCGGCUAAUCGUCCGGCGUAUGUGCCUACUAGCCCUAGACGGUUCCAUAUAGUAUACAUAAGUACAUACAUACACGCCCUCCUGCCCGUCGCUCCUCCAUGCCAUGCAGGCCCCCGCGCGACGAGGCCACGGGCGGGCGGCGUCGGGCCAUGAACGUCGUCAAGGCAUUGUCCGCCGCUCGACAAAGGGCCCGCUUGACGCCGAAGACGUGACCAUCGACGAGUAUGCCCUCUCCUGCGCCCAUUGCCGUGUGAAGAAGCUCCCACGACGACCUCGUGCUUACACGGCAAUACAGCCCCCUGGCCGCCCCUCCAACACGACCCGAUCCUGCCCCGCAGCCCGCUCUGCAGCAGCAGCAGCAGCAGCACAAUGUACCCCUGGCCCGCGCCAUUGACGACAUGCCCUCCAAGGACUUCAGCUUCAUGCAAGACCCCCAGGCCUAUCACGCCCUGCCUGUCACAAACGUCCCGCCGCCCUUCCUCAGCGCUCCCAACGCCCCUCCUGUCUCGUCGCCCAUAGACUCGCUCCUCUACUCGGGCCACUAUCGCCUUGCCGCCAUUGCUGCAGCCCGCAACCUUGUCUCCGCUGCCCCAGGCGACCACGAUACCCUCUUCCAUCUUGUCCAUGUGCGUCUAGCAUGUCUCUGUCUGCUGCAGGAGCAUGCCCUCGCUGCCCAGGAGUCCAAGGUCCUGGGUGAUUUGGCCAGUGCCUUCUACCGACACCCCCUCACAAAUGCUCAUCUUGUACCUUGGGAGCUGCGACUCUUGGUCGUCCGACUGGCUGCCCUGGGCUAUGGCGAGUGGCGCAAGGGCAUUAUGGGUUAUUACGAGCUUGCGCACGAAUGCAGAGAAAACAUCGUCAGGGGCCCAGAGUCUGAAAAGCAGCUAUGGAGGUCGCGAUUGCGAGACUGUGGUAUCCGUGUUGCAAAUGUCUUGGUGGAAAUGGGCGACCUCGAGGGAGCUGGCCGGCACCUAUCCACGCUGGCAGCCGACGAGGAGCAGACGAGAGAAAUCGCCCUCAUGGAGACGCUGGUCUGGUUGCGCGUGGGCCAUGUGCAGGCAGCCCGUCGCUGUCUGGCCCGAGCCUCGGAAGCUUCCCCAGAUGAGCUCAUCGACGGCACUCUCAGCGCUCUUAUCGAGCUUGCAAACUCUGAUUACCAGGCUGCCGUAACAUCGCUACAGGCUCUUCGGGAACAGUUCCCAGAUGACGCUAUGGCGGCCCAAAACCUGGCCGUGUGUCUGCUCUACACUGGACGUAUCUCGGAUGCAAAGAACAUACUGAACGACUUAGUUGACACCAGUCCUCCAUUCCAUUCCCUAAUCUUGAACCUUAGCACCGUCUUUGAGCUUUGUACAGAGCGGAAUCGCGACAAAAAACUGGCCCUGGCUGAAAAGCUCGCUAGUCGGAAAGAAGGCACUGGCUGUGUCGGCUGGGAACUCACCAACGCCGAGUUCAAAUUGUAGUAGUUUAGCGAGUGAUCUGGAUACCCCCAAAUAAAGCAUUAGAUCGAAUACAUCUUGAUAUCAAUCGUCGCCCUUCAGCAUAUGUCCUUGUUCUGCUAUUU